AUGAACAGAAUUGGUUCAUAGAUAUGACUAGAAUCACAUGAACAAGGAUAAUUUUGAUCUUGCUUUCUCUUUUGUUUCUGUUUCUUUUUUCAUUUUCAUUUUGAUUUUGCUUUUGCUUUUGCUUUUGCUUUCGCCUCAGCUGCUGCUGUGGUGUGGUUGUGGCGGUGAUGCUACAUUUCGCUUUCUCAAUUCACAAUCCACCUCUCACGUGAAGCAUAAUCACACCUUUUCUUCUUCCUCUUUUGCUUUAUCUCCUUCUUCACCUUCUGCUCUCUGAUCUCUGAUUUCUUUUGAUCUACUCCAGCCCUCUCUAGAUCCACGCACCUUUAUUGCUCGCUGCUUCAGAAAAUUUCAGGGCUUUGCCAGUUAAAUUUGGGUCUAUUUCACACAUUGGUGUUGAGGUGGCUUUUGAAUUGGGUUUGGGGGUUUUACGUGAAUUACGUUUUAAUCUGUGAUUUGAGGUGGGGGGUUUGGGAAGUAUAGAGGAAUUGAUCUCAAUUUGAUAUGGUUGCUGAGAAUGUGAAGUUGGAUUUGGCUCUUUAUGGUUGAGGAGGAUGGAAUUGAGUUUCAUAUUUCAGCAGCUGACCAGUUUUUGUGAUUUUCACAAUGUGUAGUUUUAGGUUUGAGUUUGUGAGGAUUUGAUUGAGAUUCUAUUCGGUGUGUUAGAGUUUAAGUGAUUUUCAUGAUGUUUAGUUUUAGGUUUGGGUUUUUUGAGGAUUUGAUUGAGAUUUUAUAAGGCUUGUUUAAGUUUAAUUGUGAGAGUAUCGGGUAUGCCUCCGUCACCUUCUGUUAGAGUUUCCCCGGGGAGGGAGGCGAAGAGAGAGAAUCACAAGAGAGGCAGCAGUUUUGGGAGUGGGAUUCUCUUUCAAGAGAAGGAUGAUUAUCUUGCUCUGUUCAAUGAGGUGCAGAACAAAGAAACUGAUAAUUUAUUGCUUCAGACGAAUGAUGACUUUGACGACAUGUUUUCAUCGAGGCCAAGACAGUUCUCCAAUUACAAGCUUGGAAUAUCCAUUCCUGCUCGAGGGGAGAGUAGUGACCUGCUUAAUGCAGAAGGAGAUAAAAAUGACUAUGACUGGUUAAUAACCCCUCCUGAAACUCCUCUGUUAAGUGUCGGUUCAUCUUAUAGUCAUGAAAGGGAUCAAUUUAGUUCCUACAGCAGAGGCUCAGUUGCAUCAUCUGGUGAUGAUGAUGCAGACUCACUACAAUCUGUGCCUAUCAGCACCUCUGGCCGCUCAGUUCCAAGAAGCAUAGGUAGAUCCCCAAAUAAUAAAACUAUGGGCUUUUCCAAGAAACCAACCAAAACUUUGUCAAAUUCUGCUACCAAAAGAUCAUUCGACUUGGCACUUCGACAAAUGGAUAGGAAGGUUCCACAGAAUAUGUUCAGACCCCUCCUGUCCAGUGUCCCCAGUUCAACAUUUUAUGCAGGGAAAGCAAGUACACAUCAUCGUGCUCUGACAUCAAGAAAUUCUUCAAUCACAACUAGCAGUAAUGCCAGUUCGGAUCAAGGAAUAAGUGGUGCACUUGAUACUGAAGAAAAUGAGCAAAACCAGGAUGAUGUGACCAGUGACUUUGUGAAGGGACGGUACCCAACUAUGCAACACGAAGUAUUUGCCAUGGAUCACACUGAUGCAGUUAAUGAAGCAAUUGAGAAUAGAAUAAUUGAGGAGGUGUCGGGGUAUCAGGAUGCAGAAAAUGGUAACCCCGCUAGAGUUAUUUCUCUGUCAGAUACUGCUGAGAGUAGCAGCCAACUUGACACUUCUGCUGAUGUAAUCUUGGAUGGGAAAUAUGACUAUUUCGAUGUUGAUGGGACUUCAGAUAUGGAAAUAUGCUCUGGAUGCAGUGACAUGUUUCCUUCAAGUGAAUUGGUAAAGGAAGGUGACCUAUGGUUCUGUCUGGAAUGCAGUAGUUUGAAAACAAAUUCUAUGGCAACCCUCCCAGUGACAACAGUAAAGAGAGAUAAGGAAAUUGCAGAAGCCAUUGUUCACGAUGAAGAGUGUGGAUGGCAUGACGUUUUGGACCAAUCUGUCUCAAUUCAAGAAUCAGUACCAGUUAUGGGUGCUGGUGAAACAGAAAUGCACCACCUCAACUCUACUGCAAUUGAUGAUCAAUAUUCAAAGACCGAGCGUGGCAUGGAUCACGAUGUAUUGCAAUCUGAGAAGAGGGGGCUUAUGGUCACCAGCCAGCAAGAGAUAGUUGGAGCUGUGGAAUUUCACUCCGGCCACCAACAAUUACACCAGUCUGGUGUCUGUUCAACUUCAGAAGCUGAUGUUUCAGAAGGUACGGGUAUAUCAUUGCUUCUGAAGUCAUCAAGUAGCAGUAAAGGACAUCUCAUCCAAAGCAGGAGUUUCACCGCAAGUAACAUUUGUUAUGAUGAUUUCUCUUAUGUGAGGGAUAGCGUAAAUAGUAUGAGAAGCUCCGGUGGGUAUAGUAAUGCAUCUGUAUCAUCCUCCACUGAUCUGGGAUCCUCUAGGCAAACAGAGGCACGUAUUCGCCGGCAAUCAAGUGGCCAGAGAUCUGACAUUGAAAAUUACAGAUAUGAAAUUCCUAUGAAGCAUAAACGCUCCAUCUCCUCUUUGUCUGGUGCGUCAGCUCUUGGAUCCACGGUCCGAAGUACAACACCAAGUUGCCUAGGGGAUAGUUUUGAGCUAGUGUCUUCCGACAAGGAUAGGGAGGUUCAUGGGGUAACAUAUCCAGUUCCUCCUAACCAGUCACUGCCCUCUGAAAAAGAAGCAGAAAGUACAUGCACGGAUUUGGAAAGCAGUCUAACCCUCAAGGUUUCUGCACAUUUAUCGAGUGAUUUGAUGAAUGCCCAUUCAGAAGGUAGUCCGAAGGAGUCAAUUCUGGCUUCUGAAGAGCUAGUAUCACAUGGGAGUGGUGAAAACCUGACAGAUGAAUCCAGUAACGAAGAAACAGCAGCUACACAGUUACAGACUUCUGCCCGAGGGGAAGACAUGCAAAGCUCUUGUAAUGACAUUAUGGAUGUCACGGAAGUUCCUCAUAUGAGUUCUUUGAAUGAUAUAUCUGAAAUGGAAAUUCAAAAUUCUGGUAUUUUAUCUUGUGACUCACAAUCUGAUGUUGAUUCCACAAAUUCGAAGACAUUAACAAAUGAAUUACUGGAGCCUUCUGUCUCAGUGGAACAAAAUGAUAAUAUGACAGAAACUACUGAAGAAUUUGACAUCCCUGUUCCUGUAAAUUGUGUCCUUGAAGAUUUUACCAUUGUGCGAGAAGACGUUGGUGGAGCAAACUCUAGAAGCCUGACCCUCGAGGAAGCAACAGACACAAUCCUCUUCUGCAGCUCCAUUGUCCACAAUCUGGCAUAUGAGGCGGCAAGCAUAGCCAUAGAGAAGGAGAACUCGUCACUGGAAGUCGCGAGGCCAACAGUGACAGUGGUUGGCAAACCCAAUCCCGACAGAAGGGAGAUGCGAUCAAGGCCACUGGGUAAACGCAGUUCCAAGUCCCAAAAGGCUCGCCAGAGAAGAUUGGAGACAGAGACAAAGCCAAGGCCUGUGACUCCUGAAAGGGAAGAAAAAUUUAGUCCGCGCAUCGUGAGAUCCCCUAGCAAGAAGGGCGAGGCCACCACACAUCCUCCUCCGAAGCUGGAGUCCAAGUGCAACUGCACCAUCAUGUGAAGCCCGAGACGGUAACCACCGUGUGUUUAAUAGAUUUGAUUUUGUUGAUGCUAAUUGUUUAUUAAAGAGAUGAUGAUAUUAGAUGCAAUCCCUUUUGUAAAGUUGCAAUUUUUAUUAGGCUGAUAAUAGUGUGGGUUUUCAUUCUUGUUAGUGCUUGGUAUAGGUUGAUUCUUUUGUUCUGGUGCUCCAGACCAGAACUGUGCAUUCAGACAAUUAUUCUGGCCAUUUUAAUUGUAGCUAUUUGUUGUGGUUGUAAUGCCAUUUUAUUCAAUAAAGACGCACGUGCAGGUUGGAAUGUA
Salvia hispanica is the source of this 3928-nucleotide messenger RNA. The record is from RefSeq and is a predicted model, not a curated record. NCBI's taxonomy places the organism in Eukaryota, Viridiplantae, Streptophyta, Magnoliopsida, Lamiales, Lamiaceae.